This is a messenger RNA of Lethenteron reissneri (Far Eastern brook lamprey), 9004 nucleotides long. RefSeq names its product acid-sensing ion channel 1-like. Gene Ontology annotation, biological process: sodium ion transmembrane transport. Gene Ontology annotation, molecular function: pH-gated monoatomic ion channel activity; ligand-gated sodium channel activity. Gene Ontology annotation, cellular component: plasma membrane. The record is from RefSeq and is a predicted model, not a curated record. Lineage: Eukaryota; Metazoa; Chordata; Hyperoartia; Petromyzontiformes; Petromyzontidae.
UCAGCUGACACGUCACAUCUCUGGAUGUGCGCUGGCGUGAAAUCUGACGAGGAAUACCAUUCGCGCCUGUGGAAAAAAGGUCAUUGGAGCGCAGUUUGCCGGUAACACGGUGGUCAAGAGUGCUGCUGUGUUUGGAAUUUGAAAGGAAAUCGGGAAAAAAACACGUGGAAACUGCUGCGUUAACGAAAUGGAAUACUCAAUGUAAGAGCUGAAUGAAUUGAAGAUCAAGUUACCGUCAGUGAGUUCAUGAUUCUGCCGAUGGGAAGUACAGUAUUUUUUCACAUUUGUUAUUGUAUUAUGCUUCUCUUGAAUAUAUAAACGAAAGCAUUAUAAUUGAAUACGUGUUUAUAAUAGGAUAAGCAUUACAUUUUGAUAUACUUUUACUUUAAUAAUGUAUAUAAAACACAUUUAUUGAAUGCAAAAUAUUCAACCAUCUUUGCUUAUAAACUAUACACUUAGGGAAAAUAAUAUAGUAGUAUGUGCACAUCCAGAAACUAAAUUCGCAUUGUUUAAAACAGCUAGCUUGCUUUAUAAAUUCUUGGAGAGUUGUAUUUUGUAGAAUCUUGAGAGUUAUUUUUGUUGGUAUUCUAUUCUGAUGUUUGGCCAACCUUGCCAUGAUUGAACUGGAAGAGACAGAGCGUGACCAGGAGCCAGAAACUAUUACAAGGGAACAGAAUGCAUUACCCUGCCGACCGAGGUUGCAAACCCAUCAUCACUUUGCCUACAACACCAAGUUACACGGUGUGAAGUACAUCUUCCUUAGCCGUCAUUGGUUUUUGUGGCUCUUGGCUGUCUUGACAUCAGUGAGCCUCCUGCUCACUUGGUCCAAUAACCGAGUGCACUACCUAUUGUCCCAUCCAGUACACACGAAUAUGCAAAUGGUCUUUGUUCACAACCUCACCUUUCCGACUGUUACCUUCUGCAACAACAACUUGCUGCGUUUCUACAAGAUGACACGGCAGGACCUGCACUUGGCAGGCAACUGGCUGGGUCUGUUGACCGAUAAUGGCACAGCCAGGCCGGAGGUGCUGGAUUUUCUGGAGGACACUGGUAGAAAAACCUGGUUCAAGAAGUUCGCAAACUUUUCCAUGUUCCUGCCGGCACCCGUCUCCAAUUUGGAAACGCUCCAUCUGAUUAACCGGUCAGGCCACCAACUGGAUGAAAUGCUCCUUGACUGCAAGUUCCGUGGGAGACAUUGUACCCUGAACAACUUCUCCACAGUGUUCACGCGCUAUGGCAAGUGCUACAUGUUCAACUCGGGCAAGGAUGGGCGACCGCUGCUCACGACGCUGAAGGGCGGCACGGGGAACGGCCUGGAGAUAAUGCUGGACAUUCAGCAGGACGAGUAUCUGCCCGUGUGGGGCGAGACCGAUGAAACCUCGUUCGAGGCCGGUGUUAGGGUGCAGAUUCACAGUCAGAGUGAGCCGCCCUUCAUACACGAGCUCGGAUUUGGAGUUGCUCCCGGCUUCCAGACUUUUGUUUCCACUCAAGAACAGCGGCUCAUCUACUUGCCUUCCCCCUGGGGCGAUUGCAAGGCUGACCCCAUCAAUUCAGACUUCUUCGACACCUACAGCAUCACGGCUUGCCGCAUCGACUGCGAGACGCGCUACGUGGUCGAGAACUGCAACUGCCGCAUGGUGCACAUGCCAGGCGAUGCACCAUACUGCACACCGGAGCAGUACAAAGAGUGUGCAGACCCAGCCUUGGACUUUCUAGUGGAGAAGGACAACAACUACUGUGUCUGCGACACACCAUGCAACACCACACGCUACGGAAAGGAGCUCUCCAUGGUGAAAAUCCCAAGCAAGGCUUCGGCAAAAUAUCUCGCCAAGAAAUAUAACAAGACCGAAGAUUACAUCCGGGAGAAUGUGUUGGUUCUCGACAUAUUUUUCGAGGCUCUCAACUAUGAGACGAUUGAGCAGAAGAAAGCGUACGAAGUUGCUGGUCUCCUGGGCGACAUCGGUGGUCAAAUGGGUCUGUUCAUUGGAGCAAGCAUCUUGACCAUUCUGGAAAUAUUUGACUACCUUUAUGAGGUAUUAAAGGACAAGGUUUGCAAGUGCCGCAAGAAACACAGCAAGAAACGAAGUGAAAAUAUGACACCUUGUGAGACCCUGCGGAGUCACCACUCGCAAGACGUGCACUUCAACAGCAGCAUUCUACCUCAUCACACCGUCAGAGGGACGUUUGAGGAUUUUGCGUGCUAAUGGCUUAUAUUAAUCUCCUACAUGUAUUUACAAACAAUCGGAAGGGUGAGUUAGCGAUCUCCAAUAAGAUGAGAAAACACAACAAACAAACAAAAAAUCCGUUCCACUAGGUGCAGAGUUUUGUAAAAGAAACUCUCGAUUAUUCAGGGUAAUGGGGAGGAAGGGGUAGCACGGAUAAAACAAAAACACGGGCAACGCAGAACGUACGUGAUUCAGCCGAUGGAAACUAGUUAAUUGCUUACUAAUUUAGAAUGGGGGAAAAAACGAUGACUGUGCUCUUUUUAUUCUUCCUUAAAUUAACAGGUUUAUUUGCCGACAUGCUUGCAAUCACGUGGCCACUGAGUCGUUGACCCUCUCGAAUGAGAAGUCGGUAAUAACUAAAGCAGCCCAUGUAAAGAUUUACAUUUUUAUUUUGGAAGCUGAAGCAUGGUUAAUCCGCAACCCAUGUAAUCCACCCACGGAUAAUUGAGAGUGAACAUAAGUAAUACACCCUUAGUUCUAAGUGAUUUUUGCAAACAUUUGCACACAUGACUGCCAAAGCCUAACCAGACGCAUAUUCACUCUUCACUCACAUCAUUAUUGUAAGGUAGGCCAAUAUUAAUUGAGUUUAACACGUAGGCUUUCGCGACCAAUAUUAAUUAAGUGAAUGAAAGAUUGAAAUUCACUGUUUUAAACAGCUAAUUAUGGUACUUUUAUGAGUCAAGGUAAAUCAAAUCUGUUUUAACACGUAGGCUUUCACGACCAAUAUCAUCCAUAAUAGAGAUUUUUUUUGGGUUAGAUCGCGUAAAUAUAUACAGCACACCGGUGUGUUGGAGAAAUAAGCCAUGUCCUCAGAUUGUAAAUGUUGUGAAGCUAGUUGUAAUUACUGGCGAAACGUCGUACUCAGUUUGUAAAUGUUGUGGCUUGGCUCUCCAACACACCGGUGUGCUGUACUAGUGACGAAUUGGCAUAUUCUGUUUACAUGACUACCCUUACUAGUUGGCUGUGUCGAGUGGUAGCGGGUUUUUAAAGACACAUUCAUAUAUUUACGCGAUCUAACCCAAAAAAACUCCAUUAUAAAUAAAAUCUGCUGUAUUGAAAUAUACUUAAUCAUUUAUAUAAUACUUUUUUAUUGCGGUAAUGAAAUUUUCAGCUUAGGUUUAAAGAACAAACAUGCAUGUAAUGGUAUUAACAGUUUUUGUUUUAUCACAUGACAAAACACACAGUGGGCAAAUAUGAAAAUAGAUAAGUGCUAAGACAAAUAUCAAACCAUAAGUGGCCAUUUUUGGUCAUUGUAUAAUGAGCACUUUUUCAGUAAUAACAUUUAUACUACUGUAUUUCUUCAAGUAUAAUCUGUAAUAACUAUUAAGCCGGAAAAAUAUGUUUGUUCAGAUAACAGGGUUAUGAUUAUGUACGUAAGGUUUGAGAAAAAAUGUUAACACAAGUAUAUAAAUGUACGUGUUCACUUUUGGCGCACAUAUUUACCGAUAAAACUUUAGACUUCACGUGAACAAUCCUUUACACCAUUUAAAAAUACAAUGAGACAAUUUUGGGGUUUCUCUUUCAAAUGUGCUACCCAUUUGUGCUUUCAUAUAUAAUAAAUCAAACCGGUAAUGACAUGCCAAUAGCAUUGUAGCAAUCUGACUAAUGUAAACAUGUUGUGGGACUGCGUUGACAGUGGUGCACGAAAAAAUGACAAAAACUCAACGCAUAAGUCAAUAAGACUGCCCUAGAGAGGAAUAAUUGUAUUAUAAGCGACGUUUCUGGCAAUGGCACUUCUUCGGAGCAGAGAGAUCAAGCAGAUAUUCAUGUUAUGUAGAAGAGCCAUUGCCCAAUAUAUUGGCUAUUAUAUGUGUCCUCUUAAGGGCAGAGUUAUUGAUGAAUGUAUUGUAUCUUUAUUGUUUAGCUAAUGCAGUAACUCUUGCAGCUCCCCGCAGGAGCUUUCUACCACGGAUAGCACACAAUAGGUAUGACUUGAUUUUAUUCAAUUUCUUUGUGAGUAAUUAAAUUUUUUUUUAUUUGGACCAUGCCACCAGCAAAUGAUGGCCCAUACAUGCAGCAUACGUGUUCUUGUAAAACACAUUUUCUUUCAUCAACAAUUGUUAGUUUUUUAAGCUGAAUAUUAAAAAAAAAUUAAUACAAAUUCAUAAUUAAAGAGUACUUCAUUUUGGUAAAUAAACGUUGCUUGUAAAGAUUUUUUUUCUGGAAAUUUCUAUCGCAUGUAUCUGUGUUAUUUUCCCAAACUGGUUUGUAGCCAUGCUUGUAUUGUAAUUUAUACGUAGCAUUUGAAAUAUUAUACAAUAUUCAUAGAUUAGGUAACGGUGAGCAUAGAUAUACACAUUAUAAUUGUAUUUUUGUGCCUAAAUUAUGCUAUACAUUAUAUAUUUACUGUUUGGAUUUAAUAUUCCUAAUAUUGCUUAUUGUUAUGUUUUGUGACAAAUAUAUGCCUUUAAGCGUUUAUAUUUUAAAAGUCUAACAUAAAAUAGGAAUUAUAAGAUUCCUUUAUCUCCAUAUCUUAUGCUAUUUAUUUUUUAAUUUCAAACAAAAGCAUCAAUACAUUUACAAUGAAAGAAGGUGGUACAUGUUUUGUAGUAUUAUACAUUGGAGAGGGGAAAAAAUACCAAUAUUUUAUUCUAUUUUAAAAACUUAGUUCAGCAGGUGCCUCCAUCAAUUAAAUUAAUCUUGCAGCCUUAAACAGAAAUCAGUCAAAUCGACAUCUAUUUUGAUUGCUCAGUGGGUUCAUUUAAAUCAAUACGCAAACACAAACCGUCCUCAGUGGCAUAAUUUUUUAGCGAUUUACAAUAAUACGAUACGGUAUAAUUAUACAGAGAACAAUUUAGGCAUUUAUUACAGAAGUAUUUCACUUCAUUGAAGUGUAGGUGAUGCACAGAGACUACUCACAAUUAUUUAAUAAAAAUGUUUUUUCUUCAGACUUUUGCGUCUUUAUAACACAAAACCCUUCAAUUGGUGGUUAAUAAACAAUAGGCUUUACCCUUUCCGGAAAUAAUGCAGGUGUUAUGAUGGUCAAACGCCAAAUAGACACCUAUUGCAAGAAAUUACGUCUGCAUUAACCACACAUGCUUGUGGUAAACAUGCAAACAAACGUGCUUUUAUAACACUAUGUAACACCAUUUUUGUUCCUGCUUUUGUGACCAGGACUUUAUGUGAAUGAAAGACACAAAUGCACACGUUUUCUCAUUGAAAAUAGGUAAAUUUCUAAACAUCACUGUCCUGGUCACAAAAGCAAAGUUUUUGUGGUAUAAUAUCCAUUUUCUGUACUUUUGAGGCAUAAGCAAUUAGGAAGUAACUCUUACGACCCAGGAACAAAAAUGUGUUUUUUGUUACACAGUGUAAUAAACUAUGCAUUAUCCUUGAAACUGAUUGGCCUACACCAGAGACAGCCUCCUUUAUGGUAAUAUUUAAUCGGCGUUAGACUAGAGAAUGCCAAAAGGUGAACAGCACAAAGGCAAUGCAAAUAUCAAAGCAUUAAUAACUCGGGUGGAGCGGUUAUAUCUAUGGGACCAUUUUCACCAGUAUCAAGACUAUGGAAAUAGGGUACCAUAGAUAUAACUGCUCAACCCUUAAAUAUGUGCUUAAAUUGUAGCAACAAAUAGGGACAUUCAUCCUCGUAUGUGGUUAUUUUGUAUUUGUUUGCGUUGUAAUGAGUACAUUUGUUAUUGUCAAUACGAUUUUCAUAAUUUAAAUUUUGGAGAAGUUGGAAUUUUGUAGUGAAAUUUCUAUCAUAUCCACGGGCGUAAACACGUGAAGACGUAAAAGCACAAAAUGGCCGACACUAUGGAAUGGUGAAUUACUUAAAUGCAUCAGCUGUUUUACGCUGAUGUUCAUAUUUGAUUGGCCCCUUACUGAUACUUGAUUUCCAGAUUAUUGAAUACCUAAAUUAUCAUCAAUGAGUUUUAAACAUGUACACGAGUCAAAACAAUCAAAAUAGCCCUUUUGAUUGUGUUUCUCUAAGACUAUUUUAAAAUAUCUAACAUCUGUCCAAAUUUAUUCAAGUUGAACACAUAGCUUGCAGGUUAAAAUAUACUUUAAUAUGAAAAGAAUGUUGGAAAUAUGAAAAAGCAUACAUUGUAUUUCAAAUACGAAUGUGAGAGCAUUCCUGAUUAUAUACUGACGAAAGUUACAUUCAGUCUGCCGUUUCGUUCAGUGAAAAUGUGGGGUUUAUGAUUUGUAAUGCUUCUUACAAUGUUCGCUACAUAAAAUCCAAUAAAACACUUGUACAGCACAUAACUGCACUUGCAUAUUAGCGGCAGUAUACGGUGUACGUGAAGACCACAUUCUUCAAUGCAUUGAAAUUGUGCUUUUAAAAAACCGUACUGUAGUAUGUUUUUUUUACAAUAUGUAUUAUUUAUAUCAAUAUACAGAAGCAAAUAAUGCGUAUGGCAAUGAAUUAAUCGACUCUGUGGGAUAAUUUGUAUCGUAGCUUCUUGUCUUCAUUCUAUAAACAAUAGCUUACACGGUACGUGUCAUUUUGAGCUUUUAAUGAGCAACUAAUUGUUCGGUGCGGCAGAGUUAAAACAUUGGAACCAACACACUUGAAUAUACGAUUGAUUUGUCUGACAUUCUUCAGUAAUUAAACAAAGAAACAGUUCCGAUCAUUAAUGUUUGCUUUGGAUUGACGAGUGUAUUUAAUGCAUAUACCUGCUGUGUAACUGAAAAAUACUUCCUCCCUACAAAAAAAACGGAUAGCAUGCAAGGAAACAUGAUUAUGAAAAUUGCUUAUUGGUGUUAGAGAUUCACAUCCAUUGAUUGAAGGUGUUUGUUCUCUUAUACUGCUGUAACUACAUGGAUGUAUAUGAAAGGCUCGCCAUGCGAAUGUCAUCGAGUGAAAUAUGUAUCGUAAAAUACAGGCCACUGCUGGAUGAGGAAGGCCCCCCACCACAGACAUGCAGUCGUGGAGGUUGUUGGACCCUUCUUCACCAAGUUGGUCAGUACGGGUUGAUGAAGGGGGUGGCCCAAGACUGGUUCAGAUAUCACUCGCUACUGAUGUUGGCCGUGGCCAGGGGAAACCACUGCGUAAUUCACAUACCUGUCAACCCCCCCUUACCAGUGCCUACCUUAUUACAGACCAAUUCGGACCUUAUUGGUCACCCCGUGCCCUUAUAAAUCUCAACGUUCAUCCUACAAAGUCCCAUCACAAUGGAGAAACACAAACAAAUAGUUUUUUUUGCCCGUGUUGAAACGGCUGUAUGCCGUAUGGACCUGAAAUCUCAAUUUGCCUGUACAAGAAUACGGGUAAACCGUAUGGGUUGACAGGUAUGAAUUCGCACAAUGCGCUAACCACUGCAUCACCGCUCCACGCCAUCUAGUGCAACCCUGAAUAUCAGUAUAAUCUCAACCAAACUCUCUAAGAUUGAUUGAUUUAUGGAUAUGGUAGCUUGGGUGCUUUUAUACUUAUUUUGAUAAAGAGAAUAUGUUUAAAGAGACAUUUUAUGCAGUGUGAUAUAUGCUUUUUAAUAUAACUGGUUUUCAUGUUAAUGCGUUGCAUGGAUUAUUAUUCAUGUGAAAUUGUUAAUUAAACGAUGUCAUGCGAAUAUCAGUAAAUAUACCGCAUGUUUAUGAUAUUCCACCUAACUUUGAUUUUAUGCAAAGUUGCAUGGUUUAGCAACCUACCAUUGGCAAUUGAAAAAUAACCCGUUGGAACAAGUCAUUGCAAGUGCAUAACUCACAUACAUUAUUAAAUACACAAAAAACUGAUAAGAAUAAAGUUGUAUCAUGUAUUAAAUAUGAUUUACCCUAUUUAUUUAUGAUGCUGAGUUGUGCAUGUUGAUCAAUGUCAGAUGUAUAAUACCUCCAUUCCUGCUAAACCAAAAGUUGAGGUGACGUAAUAUAAAAAUACAAUUCAGUAAUAAUGUCAAUACUGUAGUAAUGACCAAGUUCUAGCGCACGUGCACACAAACACGUACAGAGGGACAGCAUCGGUAUUUUUUCCAGAUGGGAGCUCUGUUAUGAGCAGUUUCGGAAUGGGAUUUCGAUAAACCUCAAAAUUAGCUGCAGAAAAACAGCAUUGCUGCAGUAGCCACGGGGAUGAAAAAAAACGCAAAUCUAAAGUGACUUGUACGAACGUACACACCCGUUGUUUUUUUACGCUUCAUAGCCUCUCAUUCAUUUAUUUACCGAUCCUUCAAGUACAGAACAGGGCUGCAGCAGUAAUAUCGACAAGUGCUCAGAUCUGCUGUGGGGUAAUUAUUUUUUUUUAAGUAGAUCCCUCUGGCUGUGCUAAUAGAUGGCAAAAGUACAGCCACUAUAUGUACAUGUUUGAAAGUGGGAAGGUGGGAGCAGAGGAAGUGAGAGCAGGAAUGAUGUUUAUAUAAAAAAAAGUGUUAAAUGAAAUACAGUUUUUUAGUACUGUAUACCUCUGUAACAAGUACAUGAAUAUUGUGUUCUUUUGAUGUUUCAACAUAUUUUAAAAGUAUACAUGUGAUUUGUGUGUAUAAAAUGCCUUAUUAUGACCAUGGCCGUGACACUGAUUAUUGUUUAAUGUUUAAUAAGUGUAUACAGCUUCAAUGUAAUGUUGCCUUGUGUGAUUGUAAACGUUAGAACAGAGCUACCAUGAGAGAUUGAUGGGACAAUGUCAAUGUGCCACACACCAAGGAAAGGUUGAGGAUAUCUCUUGCAGCUCUGUCUAGGGAUAGUGCCAAUCGUGUCUCUGAUGAGACCUCUUCAGGUGGUAUCUGUAGCAGACUAGCUUGCAUCUGUCAAAAGUACAUUUUCUCCACCUACUCUGUGUUCUGCUCUGUUUAAAUGGGCGUGCACGUUUCACUGCAUACAUGUAAUAUCAAACGAAACAAUAAAAUGCAUUA